CUCUCCCUCUUGCUCUGGGUACCACUGAUUUGAAAUGCAGCCUCUGAGCAAGUGGCCGACGUAGCCAAGCCCAAGCAAAUCAUUUAACCUCAUGAAAAUACCAUCCCCAGUAAACAUCUAUUUUAAAACAUGCACAUUGUACUUAAUGCCCAGAGAAAACGUCAAACUCUGAUUGCACCGUCCCGAUCUAAUAAACCCAAAAACGCUGCUUUGACGUUUUGGAAACUGUUUUGUGAGAUUGCGAUCGAUGCUGAGGAGCUGGCUUUGAAGCCCAAAACAUUUUUUGCUUGUUUGUGUCUGGGUGAUGAUAGACAGAGUGUGUUUGCGUGUGUUUAAAGGGGAUUAAACAAGUUUCUCGACUGCUCUCUCCUCUUCUCUCUCUUCCUCCCUCCCUGCUUGGUGCUCUCAAGUGAUGGCACUUUUCUUGGGAAUGUUGAUUGUUCUGUCUGGGAUGCGAGGUAUGCGUGUCUUGUUAUGUGUGUGGCUUUGCUGUUUUGGUAUGUCUGAGCCGGGGCCCUGUGUUAAGUUUGGGACCCGCCGGUCACCCCACCAAGUUGCUGCCCUCUUCCACGGUGACAAUGUCCGGUGUCCACUACCACAAUACUUUUGUUUGUUUCCCUCUGUCCUUUUCUCUCACCCCGGGGCCUUAUUUCUUUUAUAGAAUGUAGAGACACAAAUGCAAUUCUGAAAGGCAUCACUUUGGUUUUUUUGGGUUUUUUGCAUCUGUUUUCAGCUUCGUGAAAAAGCGGGGAACGUGCAUAUAAACAAACCCUAUGUUUUUCAUCCCAUCAGCAUUUGAACUCGAAGUCGCUCUGGAUUUUUGAGGUGGAGAGCUUGACCACAAGUUGCUUCGUGAAGGCGAAGCCUGUCUGAAAGGUCUGUGGGAGACGAGAGAAAGCUCCAGUGGAGAGAGAAGGAGAGAGAAAGAGAGUCCAGUGGCACUGUUUUUCGGAGGAAAUGCCAGUGUCUAUUUGAUUUAAUAAAAAGAAAAUCUUUGAGACCUAAUAUUGCUAUUUUUGGGCAUAUUGCGGCAGAGGACCCUGGUGGAGCACUACAACUAUAUCAAAGGUGAGAGGUAGUCCGGAUCCCAAGGUGUGCUGGUACAGGAAUGGGCAGGCGGUGGUAGCGGGGGAUCGCCUCUCCAUGGAGCAGAGCAGCCGCGGGACCUUCAGCCUGGUGCUCCAGAACGUCCAGGAGGAGGACGCCGGGCGCUACACCUGCGAGGCCGCCAAUGAGGCCGGCAGCCGCCAGGUCACCGUGGAGAUCAUCGUAGAAGGUAACGCCACAAAGAAAUAUGGACUUCCUUCCGGCAGCAGAACAACGGGGGGUCGUUUUGGAACUCCUGCUGUGGAGAACCGACCGAGCAUCUGGGGGGAGAGUCCCCCCAAGUUUGUGACCAAACCUUCACGCCUGUUCCUGCGCCUGGGACAGAGUGGCAAGUUCUCAGCCAAGAUCACUGGCCGUCCUCAACCGCAGGUGACCUGGCUCAAGGGAGAGGAGGAGCUGCAGGCCUCCAGCCACAUCAACAUGUUCGAGAGGUCCGGCAUGCACUUCCUGGAGAUCCGCGAGGCGGCCCCGGAAGACGCCGGAACGUACACGUGCUCCGUCUCCAACAGCGCGGGCAAGGCCAUGGCAUCGGCAGAGCUGAAUGUUCAAGGUUCGGGUACAGAGUCAAGCACCCGAGGGGCCUCUGAAAGCAGCUCGUCCCCAAAACCAGCACCACCAGCACUGGCACCAUCAGCAGCACCAGCAGCAGCGACACCAGCAGCAGCGACAGCAGCAGCAGACGUGCCUUCAACCAGCCAUACAAGCAACGGCCUGCCAAGUGACCAGCAGAAGACCAGCAGAACACAGUUAGAGGUUUCAGAGCGCAAAAAGACCCAGAGUACUGCAACCACUGUCAUUGUCACCAAAGACACUCGAGAUGUCACCCAGACACGAACAGCGGAAGGGCGGAGGGAAUUGGCCCCGUCCCCAAAGCUCUCCUCCUCGCACACAGAGCCUAAAGAUGAAGGCACCAGGAGAGUAGAGUCUCCGUUAAAGAGCUCCGCAGCCAGCCCGGCCUCCAGCAUAAGCUCCAUGCAGCCAGGGAGAGGCCAGCAGAAGUCUGGCCCAGUGGCAGACACGCAGGCAUCCAGAGGCUCUGGCAGGGUGGGUAGGAGUGUGGGUGUGGGUGCGGGUGUGGGUGCGAGUGCGGGUGCUGGCGAGCUCCGGAGCCCUGGCCGAGCAUCAGGGGCCUCAUCCCCAUCGGAGCCCAGCAGAGACGCCCUGAGGCUGGGCAGAGACAGAGACAUCCGGGCAGCCUCACCGGUCGGAGCCGCUCCAAGAUUCGAGCUGCAACCCCAGAGUCAGGAUGCCUUGGAGGGCACCAAGGUUGUGUUUAAGUGUCAAGCGUCGGGCUACCCGGUGCCAACCGUGAGCUGGCUGAAGGAUGGCCUCACCGUCAGGUCCCGUCCGGGGCUGAGCGUGCAGCAGGAAGGGGCAGACGUCCACCUGCUGUGCCUGCAGAGGGCACAGAGGAGCGACGCUGGCCAGUAUGGCUGCACCGCCACCAAUGCCCGCGGGAAGGUGUCCGCCACCUGGAUGCUCCACGUGAAGAGAGCUCGAGCGGAGGGGAAAGCGCCCGUUUUCAGCAGCCUGAUCAAGGGCUGCACUGUGACCAGCGGGCAGGACUUCACCUUGCAGUGCUCCGUGGAGGGCAGACCAGUGCCCACCGUUUCAUGGCUGUUGGAUGAUAAACCGUGCCAGCAUGCCCAGGCUGUGUUCGAGCGAGGCCUGGCACAGCUCACGGUGAAGGGGGCGCUGCCAGACGACGCGGGCGCCUACUCCUGCGUGGCCGAGAACGAGCACGGCCGGGCCGAGUGCUCUGCCAUCGUUCACGUCAAAGAGAAGCCCAGUGCCAAGAGGACUAAGGCUGUGCCGGUGGUGGACCCGAGCAGGCCCGCAGCGCCCGUGUUCCUCAGGGGCCUGGAGGACUUGAAGGUCAUGGACGGCAGUCAGGUCAUUAUGACGGUGGAGGUGGCAGGUAACCCUACGCCAGAGGUGGUGUGGCUCCACAACGGCAAGGAGAUCCAGGAGUCUGAGGACUUCCAUUUCGAGCGGAAUGGGAGCCGCUGCACCCUGUUCAUCCAGGAAGUGUUCCCCGAGGACACCGGGACGUACACCUGCGAGGUGUGGAACGAGGUGGGGGAGGCCCGCUCCGAGGCCUGCCUCACGGUCCAAGAGCCCCAGGACGGCGUCCAGCCAUGGUUCAUCACCAAGCCCAAGUCUGCCACCGCCUCCCUGGGUCAGAACGUCUUGCUGUCCUGUGCCAUCGCGGGGGACCCCUUCCCAGAGUACGUGUGGAUGAAGGACGGCCAGGAGGUGACAGCUGGGGUGGACUUUGACAUCCUUCAGAAGGAGGACGUGGUCUCUCUGCUCAUCCGGAGGGUCAGGCUCCAUCACGCCGGCGACUACGAAGUCUGCCUGAAGAAUAAAGUUGGAGACUGCAGCUGUGUGGCCACCCUGCUGGUGAACGAGGGAAGCUCCCCAGGGGAGGACGCUGAGAGAGGGGAGGGGAUCGGUGGUGGUGGUGGUGCUGGUGCUAGUGGUGGAGGGUCAGUGGGAGGAGUGGACAGGACAUCGCAAUUCAGAGGAGGUGGUGCGCGAGAGGGACACAGCAGAGCAGCGGACAGCAACAGCAGAGGAGCAAGCCGCACAGAGCAGCAGCCCCAGUGGAGGCAGAAGCAGCAGCAGAAGCAGCAGCAGCAGGAGCAGCAGCAGGAGCAGAGGAGACAGGAUCAGCAGCAGCAGGGCCAUCCGCAGCACAGGGAACAGGCAGAGGAGGAGGAGGAGGAGGAGGAGGAGGAGGCUUCCUUGGAGGAGGAGGAGGAGGAGGAGGAGGAGGAGGCCGGAGGAGCAGGAGCAGGAGUAGGGAAACGAGGGCUCCUGAAGAGGCGCGUGGAGACGCGGGAGAGCCGCGAGGACCAGAUCCGGCAGCUGGAGCCGCAGCAGCUGGACUUCCGCACGGUGCUGGGCCGCAAGGUCAACACCAAGAGCGUCUCCGAGGAGGACCUGAAGGAGAUCACCGCCGAGCAGAUGGAUUUCCGCGGCAACCUGAAGGGCAGCCAGGUGACGCCCAAGACCCAGUCGGAGGACGAGCGCAAGGGCAAGGCCCCGCAGCAGGUGGACUUCAGGUCCGUGCUGGCCAAGAAGCCCGGGGGAGGCCCCCCGGCCCCGGGGGGGCCCACGCCGCCCGCCGCUCCCCCUAAGCCCUCCGCCAAGGGGAACCCACCAAAGAACGGGGAGAGCCCAGCGGCGCCAGUGGCCAACUGUGUGGAUGGAGGAGGAGAUGGUAAGGUGCCAGAGUUCACGCAGAAGCUGAGCGACGUGACGGUGCUGGAUGGGCAGCGGCUGAGGCUGGAGUGUCAGCUGAGCGGGGACGCUGCUGCCGCCACCAGUGUCGCUUGGACUCUAGAGGGGAAGACCAUCAAGCCGUCCAAGUUUAUCGUUUUGGCCAAUGAGGGGGGAAAGUGUUCCCUGACCAUUGACAAGGCCUUGCCUGAGGAUGAGGGCCAGUACACAUGCCGGGCGGAGACCGCAGCGGGGAAGGCAGAGUGCUCCUGCACAGUGCUGGUGGACGAUCCUGCGGACAAAAACACCUCGCCAGCUGACAAGAAGAGCAAGAAGCCCUGCGCUCCUACCACAGAGAAUGAAGCCAGAAUAAAGAAAGCCGCUCCGAAAACAGGCCCUAAACAAGGCCCCCCUCCUCCUCAGAUCCAGCAGUUCCCAGAUGACAUGAAGAUCCUGGCCGGACAGCCGGUGGAGAUUCUCUGCAAGUUCAUUGGAGCCCAGCCCAUCACCUGCACCUGGCUGAAGUUCCGAAAGCCGAUCCAGAUGGACGAUGUGCUAAUUGAGACCACGGACACCAGCAGUAGGCUGUACGUCCCGGAGAGCCAGGAGGAGCACUGCGGCUGCUACACCAUCGAGGUCAGGAAUGGCGGGGGCAUGAGACAAGCCGCCCUCAACCUCACCAUUGUCGAUAAACCUGACCCUCCUGCACGCGUGCCCAUCAUUUCGGACGUCGGCAAGACCACUCUGAACUUGCAGUGGCGCGGGCCGUCCUACGACGGGGGCAGCGCCGUGCAGUCCUACACCCUGGAGAUCUGGGACUCGGUGGGCAAGCAGUGGAAGGACCUGGCCUCCACACCGGACACCUACUAUUCCGUCACGAAGUUGACGGCCGACCGCGAAUACAAGUUCAGAGUCCGGGCCAUCAACAUCUACGGCACCGGGGAUCCCAGCGCCGAGACAGAGCCGGUCAGCGUGGGAGUGGAGGAAGAGGAGCCUGAAGAGGAGCCGGUGUCGGAUGAAGAAAAUGAGAAAGUACCAGACUACAAAACAGUGUCUAUCAGGACUGACCUGAACGUGAAAGACCUCUACAAUGUUGAGGACAGGCUUGGAGCGGGGAAAUUUGGAACAGUAUUUAAACUGACUGAGAAAGCCACAAAGAAGGUAUGGGCCGGGAAGUUCAUCAAAGCCUACUCUGAGAAGGAGAGGAAGGAGGUGAGGGCAGAGAUCGGCAUCAUGAACGACCUUCACCACCCCAAACUGGUACAGCUGGUGGAUGCUUUUGAGUUUGACGCAAACAUGGUCAUGGUUUUAGAAAUGAUCUCCGGUGGGGAGCUGUUUGAGCGCAUCAUAGACGAGGACUUUGAGCUGUCGGAGAGGGAGGUCAUCAAAUACAUGCUGCAGAUCAUCGACGGGGUCAACUUCAUCCACAAGCAGGAGAUCGUGCACCUGGACCUCAAGCCAGAGAACAUCAUGUGCGUCAACAAGACCGGCAGCAAGAUCAAGCUCAUUGACUUCGGCCUGGCCCGUAGACUAGCCAAUGCAGGAACGCUCAAAGUUCUGUUUGGGACGCCAGAGUUUGUAGCUCCAGAGGUAAUCAACUACGAGCCCAUUAGCUACCCCACAGACAUGUGGAGCAUAGGCGUCAUCUGCUACAUCCUGGUAAGUGGGCUCUCACCCUUCAUGGGUGACAAUGAUGGUGAGACGCUGGCUAAUGUCACUUCCGCCACCUGGGAUUUUGAAGACGAGGCUUUCGAUGACAUUUCAGAUGUAGCCAAGGACUUCAUCAGCCAGCUCCUGAAGAAGGACAAGAGUGCCCGUAUGUCGUGCGAUCAAUGUCUGGAGCACCCCUGGCUGAAACAGGACACCAAGACCAUGGAGGCCAAGAAACUAUCCAAGGAGCGGAUGAAGAAAUACCUUCUGAGGAGAAAGUGGCAGAAAACGGGACAUGCCUUGCGUGCCAUUGGCAGACUGUCCAACAUGGCGAUGAUGGCAGGCGUCCACGCCAAGAAAGGCUCCCCCACAGAAGAUGAUAACCAGCUCCUGGAUGCUGCAGACGCGGACAGGACACCUGUGAAGCCCAGCUUCAGCUCCACCAUAAAGGACGUGGAGGUGGUGGAAGGCAGCGCUGCACGGUUCGAGUGCAAAAUUGACGGCUUCCCGGAUCCUGAAAUAGUUUGGUUCAAGGACGAGCAGCCCCUCAAGGAGACACGGCACCACCAGAUUGACUACGACGAGGAGGGCAACUGCAUCCUGGUCAUCUCCGACGUGUCCGGGGACGACGACGCCAAGUACACCUGCAAGGCCAUGAACAGCCUGGGGGAGGCCAGCUGUACCGCCGAACUCAUAGUGGAGGUCAUGGGAGGAGGCGCGGAGGAGGAGGAGGAGGAGGAGGAGGAGGAGGAGGAGGAAGAGGAGGAAUAAUCGGUACAGGAUCAAUAUAAGGACAGAUUACGGAAGACUUUCGUGUCUCAUUUAAACACUACUUUUUGUUUACUAGUUGCUUUUUUGUUAAGGCACUCACUCUCUCUGGGAAAAAACAGACUGUGGUUUUAAAACGAAGAUGGGCUUUUUGAUCACUCUUUUGUGACGUUUUGUGCACUUUCAAAUCUUUCCUUUUGUUUUCCUUUGGGUUUUUAUUUGCUUUUCUUCCCAACAUGUAUUCAACAAUAGCGAAACAAGAUAUCAGAUAUACAUAUUUAUAACUUAACCAUGAAAUAACCCACAUUCCAGCUGGUAUGUUUAGCCAACUAUUUAAAGGUUUUCUGUGACUUAUCCUCACCAUCAUGAGUUUUGUCCCAUACAAACAAGCCUUAAUCUCACAAGUGUGUGUGUGCGUGUGUGUGUGUGUGUGUUGUGUUUUCAACACUGAAGUAUUGGACAUUGGCCAAUCUCCCUUUAAGAGGCUUUUCAUUAGAUCAGCUUUAAGCACAAGUAUCCAUAUUGUUGUCUGUGCAUUGGUUUUGGAGGCACUUACGAACGUUUUCACUACUUUUUCCGGUUUCAUUCCUUGGAAGCAAAAUGUUGCGAUAACACAGUUAGACCCAUGUUUUAUAUUAGAUGUAUGUAGAUUAUAUUUUCCCCAAUUUUUAUAAAAACCUACCAGUUUGACAAAGUUCAGAUUACAGUGUAAUGAGAACUCUGCAGUUGUAGUUACUCACUGUUAUAGAAUAAAUUUUGUCACAAAAUA
Engraulis encrasicolus (European anchovy) is the source of this 7519-nucleotide messenger RNA. It is a transcript of the gene mylka, whose product is annotated as myosin, light chain kinase a. The transcript is spliced from 31 exons. The record is from RefSeq and is a predicted model, not a curated record. Gene Ontology annotation, molecular function: protein binding; protein kinase activity; ATP binding. NCBI's taxonomy places the organism in Eukaryota, Metazoa, Chordata, Actinopteri, Clupeiformes, Engraulidae. Gene Ontology annotation, biological process: protein phosphorylation. Bases 1144 to 6753 code for a protein of 1869 amino acids.